AUGGAUUCAUUUAACAUUGAUGGCAUCAAAUUCGAGAAGGUUAGCGCGAUCUUUAGGUAUGAUAAGCUUCAAAAGAUCACCAUACUAUUUAGAUUCAUGGAGCUAUGUGUUUUCUUGAUCAUUCUCUCCAGAAUUUCCAUUCAACUGCCUUUUGCUUUCGAACUGUCUGGUGAAUACUUCAGGGGACUAUUUGUAACCUUAAUUAGUCCCCGGUUCGUGUUUGUAAUUGGGAACGUGAUAAUCGUCGUUCUGUUCCUGAAAUCAGGACAGUUAUCAGCCAAAGACGUUGAAAAAAAACGCAAGAUUGAUGUUUAUGAUGAGUACAUGGAAAACUGUCGAAAGAAAAACUACGACAACAAAAAACCGAGAAACAACAUCACUCGUUGUGAUCAAAAGGAGAUGAAGAUGCACAGGAGUCAAUCAGAGAAAAUGGAAAGGAUGCACCCCGAGGAUCCUCACCGGGAAAUAAGGCGGACGAUGACAGAAAGAUGCCGGAAAAGUGUAAAUUACGGUAAGAAACCUGGGGUUGCUUCGUGUGAAAAGGAUAAAAUGAGCAGUGAAGAGUUUAGGCGCACUGUUGAGGACUUCAUCGCUCGGCAGCAGAGGUUUCUGAGGGAGGAAGAAGAAUUUUCAGAUGAAGAAAUUCCAAAUGAUUUCAUUUGCUGGAUAAUUAGGAGAAGUGGAAUAUUACAGGGAAUUGUGUUCUAA
Olea europaea var. sylvestris is the source of this 708-nucleotide messenger RNA. RefSeq lists its product as uncharacterized. The record is from RefSeq and is a predicted model, not a curated record. The transcript is spliced from 2 exons. Bases 1 to 708 code for a protein of 235 amino acids. NCBI's taxonomy places the organism in Eukaryota, Viridiplantae, Streptophyta, Magnoliopsida, Lamiales, Oleaceae.